AUGGAUGCUUGUUUUCUCUCUCAAACUUCCUUCACCAAGAUCAGAGCUGGAUCUCUAACUUACUCCAAAAGAUCUUCUCAACAAUUCAAUUCAAGAAAAGUUGCAAGUCCAUUUCAUAUAUCAUGUUGCCACAAGUCAUCAUCAUCGUCAUCUCCGUUAGAUGAUGACAAACCAACCGUUAAUACCGAUUGGCGAACUUUCCGGGCAAAAUUGGUGGCCGGAGAACAGUUACUUUCAUCGGUGACUAAUACAGACACUGCUAUGGAUCAACCAUCACUAAUCACGAUGGGCGACAAAUGGGCCCAUAUAAUCCAUGAGCCCGAAAGAGGUUGUUUGUUAAUCGCAACAGAAAAGCUCGACGGGGUCCAUAUUUUCGAACGAACGGUGAUCCUUCUUUUGUCAAACGGCCCAAUAGGCCCGUCCGGGAUCAUACUCAAUAGACCGUCAUUGAUGUCUAUUAAAGAAACAAGAUCAACAGCAUUCGAUGUAAAGGGUACAUUUUCUAAUAGUCCUUUGUAUUUUGGAGGACCUUUAGAAGAAGGGUUGUUUUUGGUGAGUCCUAAAGAUGAUGGUGUGGUGAGAAUAAGUGGUGUCUUUGAUGAAGUGAUGAAGGGUUUGUAUUAUGGCACAAAGGAAAGUGUAGGGUGUGGUUCUGAAAUGGUGAAGAGGAAGCUUGUUGAGGUUGAUGAUUUUAGAUUCUUUGAUGGGUAUUGUGGGUGGGAGAAAGAACAAUUGAAAGAUGAGAUUAGGGCUGGUUAUUGGACUGUGGCUGCUUGUAGUCCAAGUGUGGUUGAUUUGGGGAAUGUUGGAAGUGUCGGGCUCUGGGAUGAAGUUCUUGGCCUUAUGGGCAAAAGGAAGGUCAAGUGA
Molecule: messenger RNA, 867 nt
Organism: Vicia faba (fava bean)
Lineage: Eukaryota; Viridiplantae; Streptophyta; Magnoliopsida; Fabales; Fabaceae
Source: the annotation of a GenBank genome assembly